Amphimedon queenslandica is the source of this 1942-nucleotide messenger RNA. RefSeq names its product TBCC domain-containing protein 1-like. The transcript is spliced from 16 exons. NCBI's taxonomy places the organism in Eukaryota, Metazoa, Porifera, Demospongiae, Haplosclerida, Niphatidae. Gene Ontology annotation, biological process: maintenance of centrosome location; maintenance of Golgi location. Bases 36 to 1736 code for a protein of 566 amino acids. The record is from RefSeq and is a predicted model, not a curated record. Gene Ontology annotation, cellular component: spindle pole centrosome.
CAGUGAUUUGAAUAGAUAGAGGGGUGAAGAAAUAAAUGGCAGAAAAACCCGAGGAAAAACCAGAGCCUCCAGAAGCCUCUAGUAGCCUCCCUUGCAGCUCAGAGAGCACCAGCGUCUCCCUCGUCCACGGAACUGAAGGACGACGAGAAAGGGUGGCGGUAUGGGUCAAUCCAGUACCUCUUGAUGGAGGGAUUCUCUGCUCUGGUGAAAAAGCAUCCUCGAAAUUUAGUUUCUCUCAUUUAAAGAAAAUUGUAACAUAUGCAAGGAACAAAGGAAAGCAUUCAUAUCCAUGGCUUAGUUUUUCAAUUUGGCAUCACAUUGCUAAGAACAAGCUCCACCUUUCUGAUGAAACUGCGUGGCUGUAUUUUGAGACCUUUGAUACGGUUUCUGAUGUUGAUAUCAGCGAGAGAUUAAAAUUAGUUAAUCUCCUGAGCAAAUGUCCAUCAGACGAAGAUGUUGAUAGGCUCCAUAGACAAGUUUGUGUUGAUACUCUAAAGUUUAUCGUCUUUCUUUAUCUUCAAAAUGCACCACGGCUUUCCCUCUGUGCCCCACUUGUCACUGGCGAGGAAUGGCCUUCCCCAGAAACAGACAAAAAACUAAAGUCCUCAUCUGAUCAUGCGCAUUUGGCUUUUGUUCGUGGACAUUUACACGAGAUACUUCAGUUGUUAUCAAAUGCAGAUGGUAUGAUUGGAAUGGAAGGUGUAAGAGCACUAGAAUUUCUACUUCUGUCAUCAACUGAUAAACAAUCACACACUCCUCUCACUUCACUCUCACUCCAGCCUAAUGAGAUAACCAGUAAUGGAUUAUUAGAAGAUGGGAGCUCUUUCUCUCUUCCACUAUUUGAGACAUGGCUGCGGUCUCAUUUAGUGAUUAAUCCCUUUGGGAGUCAGGCAAUGAAGGGAGGGGCCAGGGACAAGAAGUGUCCUUGUUUUCGGAGUGAGAGUUACGGACGAGUUGUAUCCAAUAUACAACUGGCACCCAAAGGAUCUCACUCAGUUUUGUUGCAUGGGAUCACGAAGCAGACACUAGCAAAGGAUCAGAGUGGGCUGGAAGGUGCUUCGGUUUACAUAAGAAACUGCAAGUCCUCUUAUAUCUAUCUCCUUGGACCAAUAAAGUCCAUUGUGAUUGAGAAGUGUUCAAGAUGUGUCCUAGUAUUAGGUACAGUGGAGAGGAGCAUUAUCAUCAAUAACUGCAACGCUCUCUGUCUUGUAACUGCUUGCAGGAGAUUACAUAUGAGCUCUACCUCUCAUUCAGCCAUUCACCUCUUAACGAUGACGCCUCCACUACUCUUCCCCAGUAAUCGUGAUAUCAUCUUUGCUCCAUAUAACACUUACUAUCCACAACUUGAGACUCAUUUGGCCUCCGCUGGUCUCUCGCCGGACAUUAACAUGUGGGACAAGCCACACCUACUUUCGCCGGGCUCUGAUUGGUCGCUGAUGGAUCCGAGGAACUUUUAUUCCAUGGAAGUUCCUUUUGUAAUGGAAGGAGACACAAAGAGAAAUCCGUGCAAGCUCCCAACGGUUUAUAAAGAAGCAUUGAUUCAAAGACAAAGACGAAUCGCUGAGUGGCAACAAACAGUCAAAGACGCUCGUCUCUCACAAGAAAAGCAACAACAACUUCAAAAAAUCAUACAAGAUCGAUUCAGAGAAUGGCUAGAAGCUACAGGACAUCAAAGAGAGAUUUAUGAUUUAGGACAUGAUCCAACGGCUGGUUCUAACACUUCUACGAUGAAAUGAACACGGAAAGAAUAAAAUAACAAUGAAACUUGUUAGAUAUGAUAUAAUACGUGUAUAUCCACACAUCACCCACACAAACAUGGCCUAACCUGUCAUAAAUUAAAAUUGCAUCUAUUUUGCUUGAAUAUCUAUCACUUAUGUAUUAUGUUAUAAUAAUAGAUAUAAUUUCACUGUCUCAGACUUGGUGGGAAAUUUUUAAAAAUAUA